AUGCCAGCUUAUGCCAAGUUCUUUAAAGAGCUUAAUUCCAAUAAAAGGAGAUAUGAGAAUAAUGAAAAAGUUAUUGUCUCUGAAAUAGCAAGUUCCGUUCUCCAAGAACAAUUAUCCCCUAAGAUGAAAAAUUAUGGGAGCUUUACCAUUGAUAUUACAAUGGAGGAUAAGAAAGUUGCUAAAGCCAUGUUGGAUUUAGGAGCAAGUAUCAACUUGAUUCCAUAUUCAAUAUAUGCACAACUUGACUUGAGAGAAUUGAAACUAACUAUCAUUUCUCUACAACUAGCUAAUAGAUCUAUUAAGUAUGCAAGAGCAAUGAAUAAGGAGCAAACAAUACUCCUUAGUAGACCUUUUAUGGCAACUACCAAAACAGUUAUUGAUGUGCACAAUGGGAAGCCGACUAUGACAAUCUUGGGAGAGACUGUAGGAUUUAAAGUGUUUGAUUCUCUAGCUCUAUUUCCUAGCACUUCAAUUGAUGAAUGCUAUUAUCAAGUACCCGUUGCAUAUAAAGAUCAAAAGAAGACAACUUUCACAUGUUCUUUUGGAACUUUUGCAUUUAUAAAGAUACCAUUUGGACUUUGCAAUGCACUUGCAACAUUCUAG
This is a messenger RNA of Ricinus communis (castor bean), 603 nucleotides long. RefSeq lists its product as uncharacterized. The record is from RefSeq and is a predicted model, not a curated record. The coding region runs from base 1 to 603 and encodes 200 amino acids. Lineage: Eukaryota; Viridiplantae; Streptophyta; Magnoliopsida; Malpighiales; Euphorbiaceae. The transcript is spliced from 3 exons.